This is a messenger RNA of Amyelois transitella, 1398 nucleotides long. Its product is annotated as lipase 1. The coding region runs from base 55 to 1239 and encodes 394 amino acids. NCBI's taxonomy places the organism in Eukaryota, Metazoa, Arthropoda, Insecta, Lepidoptera, Pyralidae. Gene Ontology annotation, molecular function: hydrolase activity, acting on ester bonds. The transcript has a single exon. The record is from RefSeq and is a predicted model, not a curated record.
UUUCGUCAUGUCUCCACGUAUUUUGCAACGAAUAUCUAUUUUUAAAAAGCGAUUAUGAUUCGCUGUUGCGUAAUUUUGUCAAUUUUAGUUUCUUUUGUAAAUUGCAAGUUAAAUUAUGUUAGUUCCAGUGAUUCGGAUGUCAACUUAGAUUCAUAUCAAUUGAUCGGUAAAUAUGGUUAUCGACCGGAGAAACAUCUAGUGGAAACAGAAGAUGGUUACAUAGUGAGUUUGUUCAGAAUAGUUGGCAAUGGACCGCCGGUGCUGCUAGCUCAUGGUCUUGCUGACAGUUCAGAUUCAUGGCUGGUGUUAGGACCGUCGAUGUCACUAGCUUAUCAACUAUCAGAUGCUGGAUUCGACAUCUGGCUAUACAACUCAAGAGGAAACAAAUAUAGCAGAGGAAGUACAAGAGACUUCAGUGAAAAGGAGUAUUGGGAUUUCAGCUUUGAGGAAAUGGGAACUAAAGAUAUGCCAGCCUGCAUCGAUUACAUCCUCAGGGUGACAUCUAGAGAAAAAAUAACAUAUGUUGGAUUUUCACAAGGAACCACUAUAUUUUUUGUGAUGUGCAGCUCAAAACCAGAGUAUAAUGAAAAAAUUAAUCACGCUGUAUUAUUGGCGCCAGUAGCAUGGGUCAAUACCAUAGAGUACCCAUUUAUAAAUUUUUUGGGCCGGUAUUUAAAGUUCCUAAUUGUUAUGUUUGAUAAUCUCGGCAUACAUGAAAUAUUCACUGAAAAUGUCAGAAGAACGAGACAGGGUAUUGAAUGUAACAAAUCUGUACUAGUGUGUGAUUUUGACUAUUACAUAAACUUUGGAGUGACAAAUUUUAAUAACUUAGCAUUAAAUAAAAUUGAUAUAAUAGAUAGCCACAUUCCGGCCGGUGCAUCUACAAAGACUUUUGCUCAUUUUAUUCAGGGGUAUAGAGAUAAACAAUUCCAAAAAUUUGAUUAUGGAUUUGGGAAAAAUUUUGCGUUGUAUUCAUCUAUAUAUCCCCCUCAAUAUAAUGUUACGAAAGUGACAGUCCCAUUGAGUUUGAUUGCAAGUGAAUCUGAUAAAUUGAGUGACAUAGAAGAUGUAAAAAUACUAGUUAGUAAGCUGAGAACUAUAAAAAGAUUUUCUGUUUUUAAUAAAACAACAGACUUUACACAUAUAGAGUUCGCAUAUGGGAAAAGAGUGAAAGAAUUAGUUAAUAAUCCUGUUACAAAUAUAUUGCUGGAAGAAAUCAAAAAGAGUAAUGAAACUUAAUGUACCCUUAUUUUAAUAGACAAAUGUUUUUCAUUGUUAUUUGCCAUUUUUAUUUUUUAUAAUUAAAUUAGUAUGUACCUACUUAGAUACCUAAUGAUAUACGAGUAAAUCUACAACUGAUAACAUUUUGUGAAUGAAAUAUACCUGCUACAAGGUGUC